UGGUUGACGUGGCCGAACUGAUAUCGUAGGAAGUUUCAUUUCGGUAGAAAUAUUGUCAAUUUAAACCCUUAAGGGUUGUCUGAGAAAGCUUUAGCGAGACACAAUGUUGACCAAGUUUGAGACAAAGUCGGCACGGGUGAAAGGACUGUCAUUUCAUCCUAAAAGACCAUGGAUCCUCUCAACAUUGCACACCGGCGUUAUUCAGCUGUGGGACUACCGCAUGUGCACACUGCUAGACAAGUAUGAUGAGCAUGAUGGCCCCGUGAGAGGGAUCUCCUUCCACAGUCAACAGCCACUGUUUGUGUCGGGUGGUGACGACUACAAGAUAAAGGUGUGGAACUACAAGCAGAAGCGAUGCAUCUUCACACUGCUCGGUCACCUUGACUACAUCCGCACGACGUUCUUCCACCACGAGUACCCGUGGGUCCUCUCCGCGUCCGACGACCAGACCAUCCGCAUCUGGAACUGGCAGUCGCGCACGUGCAUAUGCGUGCUCACCGGCCACAACCACUACGUAAUGUGCGCAAACUUCCACCCGUCCGACGACCUGGUUGUGUCGGCGUCGCUCGACCAGACCGUCCGCGUGUGGGACAUCUCUGGACUGCGGAAGAAGAACGUCGCCCCGGGUCCGGGCGGACUCGACGACCACGUCAAGAAUCAAGCGGGACACACGGACCUGUUCGGCACUGCCGACGCGAUCGUCAAGCACGUGCUGGAGGGCCACGACCGCGGCGUCAACUGGGCGGCGUUCCACGCGACGAUGCCGCUCAUCGUGAGCGGGGCCGACGACCGCCAGGUGAAGCUGUGGCGGAUGAAUGACGCGAAGGCGUGGGAGGUGGACACGUGCCGCGGACACUACAACAACGUCUCGUGCGCGCUCUUCCACCCGCGGCAGGACCUCAUCAUCAGUAAUUCCGAGGACAAGUCGAUACGAGUUUGGGACAUGGCCAAGAGAACUUGCCUGCAGACGUUUCGUCGGGAGGGCGACCGAUUCUGGGUGAUCACAUCGCACCCUGCACUGAAUCUGUUUGCCGCCGGCCACGACAGCGGUAUGAUCGUGUUUAAGCUGGAGCGUGAGCGGCCGGCGUUUGCCGUGCACAACAACGUGCUCUACUACGUCAAGGACAAGUUCCUGCGACAGCUAGACUUCAACACGAGCAAGGAUGUCGCCGCCAUGCAGCUGCGCGGCGGAAUCAAAGGCACCUUCUACAGCCUCUCGUACAACCCCGCGGAGAACGCCGUGCUUGUCUGCUGCCGCGGCGCCAACCAGGACAACUCGACCUACGACCUCUACGCGGUGCCGCGCGUCGCCGACUCCCAGAACCCGGACGCGCCCGAGGGCAAGCGCAGCGCGGGCGUCGCCGCCGUGUGGGUGGCGCGAAACCGCUUUGCCGUGCUCGACCGCACGCACGCCAUCGUCAUCAAGAACCUGAAGAACGAGGUGAGCAAGAAGGUGCAGGCGCCGAACUGCGACGACAUCUUCUACGCGGGAACGGGAAGCCUCCUGCUGCGCGACGCAGACUCCAUCACGCUGUUCGACGUCCAGCAGAAGAGGGCGCUAGCAUCCGUCAAGAUGCCAAAGGUGCGCUACGUGAUCUGGUCGCAGGACAUGACGCACGUCUCGCUGCUCGGCAAACACCUGAUCACCAUCUGCAACCGCCGCAUGGAGACACUGUGCGCCAUCCACGAGAACGCGCGAGUGAAGAGCGGGGCGUGGGACGAGACCGGCGUGUUCGUCUACACCACCAACAACCACAUUAAGUACGCGCUCACCAACGGCGACCACGGCAUCAUCAGGACGCUGGACCUUCCCAUCUACGUGACACGCGUCAAGGGCAACAGCGUCUACUGUCUGGACAGGGAGUGCAGGCCGCGAGUGCUGGGCAUCGACCCGACCGAGUUCAAGUUCAAGCUGGCUCUCAUCAAUAGAAAGUACGACGAAGUUCUACACAUGGUGCGCAAUGCCAAGCUAGUCGGACAGUCGAUUAUCGCCUACCUGCAGCAGAAGGGUUACCCAGAGGUGGCGCUGCACUUUGUCAAGGAUGAGAAGACGCGCUUCGGACUGUCGCUGGAGUGCGGAAACCUGGAGAUCGCCCUGGAAGCUGCGCGGGCGCUCGACAACAAGGCCUGCUGGGAGAGGCUGGGAGAGGCCGCUCUGCUGCAAGGCAACCACCAAAUCGUCGAGAUGGCAUACCAGCGCACGAAGAACUUUGACCGGCUCUCCUUCCUCUACCUGAUCACGGGCAACCUGGAGAAGCUGCGCAAGAUGAUGAAGAUCGCCGAGAUACGCAAGGACACGAGCGGACACUUCCAGAACGCACUCUUCCUCGGCGACACCGCCGAGAGAGUGAAGAUACUGAAGAACUGCGGACAGAACUCGCUAGCCUACCUGUCAUGCACAUCACGCCUUAUCGCACGCCAGCGUUCUCACCUGCACUGGGAGUCAGAGGGUAGAGCGAUGGCGGCUAGAGGCAAGACGACGCUGGCCGCAGCCGAGGCGACAGACGACGCGGGAGCCGGGGAAGGUUGGGGAGCAGACGCCGAACUCCUCCUGGACGACGAGGAGGGCUUCCCACAGGAAGGUGAAGAUGGUCAGCGGGUGUCUGUGAGCGAGGGCGGAGGCUGGGACGUCGGAGACGAUGACCUUGAGCUGCCCGCUGACCUUGACCUAGUACUCGCUGAUGGCGGAGGAGGAGAGGAGGGCUACUUUGUGCCGCCAACCCAGGGCGUGCCACAGACGCAGGUGUGGACGACCAACAGCCAGCUGGCCGUCGACCACGUGCUCGCCGGAGCGUUCGAGUCGGCGUGCCGGCUGCUGCACGACCAGAUCGGUGUCGUCGCGUUCGCCCCCUACCGGCCGCUCUUCCUCGUCACGUACGCUCGCGCGCGCGCUGCGCACGUCGCCACGCCCAGCACGGCGCCGCUCUUCAGCUACCCGCAUCGCAACUGGAAGGAGGCGGGCGCGAAGCAGGGCAUGCCGGCGGUCGGCGUCAAGCUCAGCGAUCUCAUACAGCGGCUGCAGGCGGCGUAUCAGAUGACGACGGGAGGCAGGUUCGGCGACGCCGUGGAUAAGUUUCGCACCAUCUUGCUCAGCAUUCCUCUACUGGUAGUCAGCAACAAGCAGGAGAUAUCUGAGGCGCAGCAGCUGCUCGGCAUCUGUAAGGAGUACAUCCUCGGACUCGGCAUGGAGCUGCUUCGUAAGGAGAUGCCGAAGGCGACGCUCGACCAGCAGAAACGCGUCUGUGAGAUGGCCGCCUACUUCACGCACUGCCGGCUGCAGCCCGUACACCAGGUACUCACUCUAAGGACCGCACUGAACCUCUUCUUCAAGCUGAAGAACUACAAGAUGGCCGGGUCGUUUGCGCGGCGGUUGCUGGAGCUCGGACCCAAGCCGGAUGUUGCACAGCAGACGCGUAAGAUUCUGCAGGCCUGCGACAAGAAUCCUACUGACGAGCACCAGCUGAUAUACGACGAACACAAUCCCUUCAACCUGUGCGGCAUCUCACACAAACCUAUAUACAGGGGAAAGCCGGAGGAGAAAUGCCCUCUCUGUCAGACGAGCUACCUUCCCGAACACAAGGGGGCGCUGUGCACGGUGUGCAGCGUGGCGGAGGUCGGCAAGGAUUGCAUCGGUCUGCGGAUCAGCCCGCUGCAGUUCCGUUGAUCGUCGCCGCGGCAACGACUCGCGCGGUUACCGACGACGACGACGAGAGUCGAGGCUGCUGUGAUUAUUGUUGGUGGUGUGGAUAUAUGUGAACGAGAGAACUGCUUACAGAGAGGGAUCCUUUUAUGGAGCGGCCACUUGUGAGACGUGGAACUAAUCGGAGGGAUUUGAUGAAGGAUCUAGAUUCAGUGGAUCAGGGUUUGUGUGUUUGUUCACAAGCGGCAUACGCGAGCUCGGGUUAAACAGCACUCUGAGGAUUGUUUCGAACGCGAGUGCAUGCAACGCAUUAUCUCUCGAGUGCGCGCGUGUUAAAGUAUGUGACACUAAUAAAUGCUUAUAGAAAUUUAAUGAGCGUGCGUCCGUGGGAUGUCUCUUAUGAACAUGAUAGACGUUAUUCCCUCGUACGUAGCAGUGCACUUUGGGUGAUGUUUAGGGACUAGAUAUUAUUCAUUGGAAUCUAUAUUUGCUGACAUAAUUGUAUGUGACAUAUGUGGGAUAGUAUGCUGUCUGUGUACGCUUACUGCUCAGGCAGUGUCUUUGGUGACUAUGAUUCGGCGAAAUAUAAUCGUGACUGUGAGGACUUC
Molecule: messenger RNA, 4248 nt
Organism: Priapulus caudatus
Lineage: Eukaryota; Metazoa; Priapulida; Priapulimorpha; Priapulimorphida; Priapulidae
Product: coatomer subunit alpha-like
Exons: 25
Coding region: 104-3664 (1186 amino acids)
Biological process (GO): intra-Golgi vesicle-mediated transport; retrograde vesicle-mediated transport, Golgi to endoplasmic reticulum; intracellular protein transport
Cellular component (GO): COPI vesicle coat
Molecular function (GO): protein binding; structural molecule activity
Source: RefSeq, a predicted model, not a curated record